UAUUUUUACCUGGUUUAAAAAUUUGCAAAUAUCUACACACAAAAUAGGCACAAUUCAUUGGUGAUAUAAUACUCAAAUUGUCUGUAUUUCUCUACUCGUGUUUGGCCAUAGCAUACCUGUGCGACCAGUAUUUCGUACCAUCGCUUGAAUACCUGGGCGAAGUAUUUCAUUUACCGCCGGACAUCACCGGCGCUAUAAUCAUCCCGAUUGGCACAUCCGGACCGGAGAUAUUGACGUCUGCCAUCAGUGUAUUCUUCACGAGCAAUGACAUCGGCACGGGUGCCAUCAUCGGCAGUGCCGUCUUCAACCUGUUGGCCAUACCGGCGGCCUGUGGUCUGGCGGUCGCCUAUUUCAUCGGCCGACCCGUUAAGUUGGAUGCGCUGCCAAUACUACGAGACCUGUUGUUCUAUAUCCUAUCAAUUGUUGUCCUGAUUCUUGUCAUCAAAGAUAAUAGAGUUGAUCUAAUUGAUUCAUCACUACUGACACUACUUUUCGCACUUUAUGUCGGAGUUAUGAUAUAUAACGCGAAGAUGUCUAUGAAAGACAGAGACAACUGUCUGGACAAUUGUACGGCAAAGCCGGCGGCCAUUGAGAGGACAGAAACCACACCAUUGCUGAACGACAAGACUCUCAUAGCAUUGCAACAAUUGGCUAAAAACUGUGACGAAAACUAUGGAAAGUUUAGUUCAUUAAACAAGAAGAGCGGAUACGAAGAGAUUGUGGACAAGAAAUUACAAUUGGAUGACAACGAGGACGACGACAGCUUUAUCAUGAAUAACUGUUUUUGUUCACUCAUCUUAUCGCCGGUUUAUAUAGUAUUUUGGGCCACAAUGCCUAAGAGAUGGCCAAUUUGGACGUUCAUUGUCUCCAUUGCAUAUCUAACCGGACUUUCUUACGGCACCGUUUGGGCCAUCAGUGGAUUCAGUGAUGCCCUAUCCAUUCCCCAUACAGUCUCCGGAAUGACAUUAUUAGCCGCCGGUUCUGCGGNAAUGAGCCCUUACGUAGAAAUUAAGUUAUAA
Medioppia subpectinata is the source of this 1019-nucleotide messenger RNA. Lineage: Eukaryota; Metazoa; Arthropoda; Arachnida; Sarcoptiformes; Oppiidae. The record is from the annotation of a GenBank genome assembly.